GGCCCGGAGCGGCACGGCUCGGACCGGCGGGGGAUGGAGCUCCGGGGGUACCAGCGGGAGGCGGCGGCCCCGGCCCUGCGUGGCCGCAACAGCAUCGUUUGGCUGCCCACGGGCGCCGGGAAGACCCGCGUUGCAGUCCACGUCUGCCGGCGGCACCUGGAGAGCCGGCGGGGCGGCAAGGUGGCCGUGCUGGUCAACAAGGUGCACCUGGUGGAUCAGCACGUCGAGAAGGAGUUCCACACACUGCAGGACACCUUCAAGGUAACGUCCAUCAGCGGGGACACCACCCACAAGGUCUUCUUUGCCUACCUGGUGAAGAAGAGUGACGUUGUCAUCUGCACAGCCCAGAUCCUGCAGAAUGCACUGGUCAGCACUGAAGAGGACAUGCAGGUGGACCUGACAGAUUUCUCACUGCUGGUGAUAGACGAGUGCCAUCACACGCACAAGGACUCUGUCUACAACAAGAUCAUGCUGAGAUAUCUCCAGGGCAAGCUCAGUGGGCAGCAGGACCUGCCACAAGUCCUGGGGCUGACAGCGUCCCCUGGCACUGGGGGGGCAACCUCCUUUGAGGGGGCUGUAGAGCACAUCCUGCAGAUCUGUGCCAACUUGGACACUGAGAAGAUCACGUCGGCACAGGAGGAGGUGCAGCAGCUGCAGAGCCACAUCCCACAACCCAGGAAGCAGUAUGACCUGUGCCAGGAGAGAACACAGGACCCCUUUGGCGACCGGCUGAAGAAAGUGAUGGAGCAGAUCCAUCAGUACAUGGAGAUGCUGCACUCAUCACAGGACUUCGGCACGCAGACUUACGAGCAGCGCAUUGUGGAGCUGGAGAAGAGAGCCUCGGAGAUGUUUUGCCGCAAGACUCGGGCGUGUGCCCUGCACCUGCGCAAGUACAACGACGCUCUGCUGAUCAACGACACCGUGCGGAUGGUCGACUCCUUCCAGUGCCUCCAGCAGUUCUACAGCACUGAGAGGGAUGUAAAGGACCCCACCGAACAGUUCCUCACCACCAUGUUUGAGGAGAACAGGGAGAUCCUGCAGGCGCUUGCCGGGGACCAGCGCUAUGAGAACCCCAUGCUGGGCAAGCUGGAGGAGAUCCUGCGGGAUCACUUCCAGCCCCUGGGUGCUUCUCGUGGCAUCGUCUUCACCAAGACACGGCAGAGUGCCCACAGUCUGCUCAGCUGGCUGCAGGGCACGGCCACGCUCCGUGGGCAACACAUCAGGGCUGCUGUCCUCACCGGCGCUGGCUACAGCAACCAGACCAGGCAUAUGACACAGAAUGAACAGCAAGAUGUGAUCAAGCAGUUCCGUGAGGGAGCCCUCAACCUGCUCUUCUCCACCAGCGUGGCCGAGGAGGGCCUGGACAUCCCUGAGUGCAACAUUGUGGUCCGCUAUGGGCUGAUGACUAACGAGAUUGCCAUGAUGCAGGCCCGAGGCCGUGCCCGUGCUGAGAACAGUGUCUAUUCCGUCCUCGCCAAAGCCAACAGCAAAGAAGUGUCCCGAGAGCUGCUCAACGAGGACCUGGUGAAGCUCAUGGAGAGGGCAAUCCAGGCAGUGCAAGCCAUGCCCGAGCAGGAGUACCGCCAAAAGCCCUGCACUGACCCCUGUCGUCCCUGCCCUCUGCAGAUCCAGGAGCUGCAGCGGGUGGCCGUAGCCACCUGCCUGAUGAAGGAGGCCAGGAUCAGGGAGCGGCAGCAGCUGCACGACCCGGACACUGUUUACCUGCACUGUGUCAGCUGUGGCACAGCCGUGUGCCGCGGCAGCGACAUCCGCACCGUGGAGGGCAUACACCACGUCAACGUCAACCCCAACUUCGGGUUGUAUUACAGAGUUUCCUCUGGGAAAAUACAGUUCCAGCGGACUUUUAAGGACUGGGAGCCCGGCUGCCGUAUCUCCUGCAGUGAGUGCAGCCAGGACUGGGGGAUGGAGAUGCUGUACCGCCAGGUGAAGCUGCCCAUCCUCUCCAUCAAAAACUUCGUGGUGAAGACACCGGCAGAGAAGAGGAGGUACAAGAAGUGGAGCACAGUGACAUUCCCCAUCAAGGAGUUUGACUACCUGGAGUACUGCUCUGACACCCAGGGCCUGUCCUUCUAGCAAAGGCUCUGUCCAGAAGAGGACUAUUCACAGGGCACCUUCAGGGACAGUGGAACCCUUGGACAGAGAGCCAUGGCUCAUUCCUCUCUUCCUUGCUGGUCCAAGCUGCUGCAGCACAUGCCUCACUGGAGCCUGUGCCUACGUAAGGAGCUUUGCUGCACCCACACAGAAAUGAUGAGACACUGGGAUAGAAAACCACCUGAACCCUUCACUGUUCCCCAUGCUCCUGCCUUCCCCUCCUGCCCCCCGCACUGCAGACUCAGGGGGAUCUCUGCAACCCUGCCAGGAUUACCAGCCCUUUCCUCUGGGCCCAGGACAUGGCUCAGUGCUUCUCUGCUCUGAUUUGUGAAUUUGGUGGGUCUCCAUUAAAAACACUGGACUGAA
This is a messenger RNA of Corapipo altera (White-ruffed manakin), 2478 nucleotides long. RefSeq names its product DExH-box helicase 58 (gene DHX58). Lineage: Eukaryota; Metazoa; Chordata; Aves; Passeriformes; Pipridae. Gene Ontology annotation, cellular component: cytoplasm. Gene Ontology annotation, molecular function: ATP binding; single-stranded RNA binding; hydrolase activity. Gene Ontology annotation, biological process: innate immune response; positive regulation of interferon-beta production; response to virus. The record is from RefSeq and is a predicted model, not a curated record. The transcript is spliced from 12 exons. Bases 34 to 2094 code for a protein of 686 amino acids.